Messenger RNA from Gossypium raimondii (Peruvian cotton), 2501 nucleotides. RefSeq names its product probable beta-D-xylosidase 7. The record is from RefSeq and is a predicted model, not a curated record. Lineage: Eukaryota; Viridiplantae; Streptophyta; Magnoliopsida; Malvales; Malvaceae. Gene Ontology annotation, molecular function: alpha-L-arabinofuranosidase activity; xylan 1,4-beta-xylosidase activity. The transcript has 6 exons. Gene Ontology annotation, biological process: arabinan catabolic process; xylan catabolic process. Gene Ontology annotation, cellular component: plant-type cell wall. The coding region runs from base 73 to 2382 and encodes 769 amino acids.
ACUUCACUUGUCGCUGCACUAGGAAAUAGGAAGUUACUUUGAGCUUCAGCUUCACUACUGAUAACCUCCACAAUGAAGUUUGAACAACUGUGUUUGGUUUCCUUAACAUUGUUCAUCCAUGUUGCUUCAACAACUACGCCCCCGUUUUCAUGUGAUUCAUCAGACCCAACAACAAAAAACUACCCAUUUUGCCAAAGUACACUCCCCGUUACUCAAAGGGCUAGGGACCUUGUUUCCAGGUUGACCUUAGAUGAGAAAAUCUCUCAACUUGUUAACUCAGCUCCUGCAAUUCCACGACUUGGUAUCCCCGCCUACGAGUGGUGGUCGGAGGCACUGCAUGGUGUUUCCAAUGUCGGCCCUGGCAUCAAGUUCGAUGGUACUAUCAAAGCCGCCACUAGCUUCCCUCAAGUCAUUCUCGCUGCCGCUUCUUUUGAUGCUUAUCAAUGGUACCGCAUUGGACAAGCUAUUGGAAGAGAAGCAAGGGCAAUAUAUAAUGCAGGAGAGGCAAAAGGGUUAACAUUUUGGGCACCAAAUAUUAACAUAUUUAGGGACCCCAGAUGGGGAAGAGGGCAGGAAACACCAGGGGAAGAUCCACUUGUUGCAGGGAAAUAUGCAGCGUCGUACAUAAGAGGGAUACAAGGUGACACUUUUGAAGGAGGGAAACUUGGGCAGCAUCUUCAAGCUUCAGCUUGUUGUAAGCAUUUUACAGCUUAUGAUUUGGAUAACUGGAAGGGAAUGAACCGGUUUGUCUUUGAUGCUCGGGUUACGGUGCAAGAUUUAGCGGAUACAUACCAACCACCGUUCGAGAAGUGCGUAAGGGAAGGAGGAGGGAGUUGCAUGAUGUGCGCAUACAAUAGAGUGAAUGGAGUGCCAAGCUGUGCAGACCCCAACCUCUUGUCAAAGACGGUGAGAGGCGAAUGGGAUUUCAAAGGGUAUAUAGCAUCGGACUGUGAUGCAGUGGCCAUCAUCUAUGACGCACAAGGAUACGCCAAAUCACCCCAAGAUGCUGUGGCUGAUGUUCUAAGAGCUGGCAUGGAUGUCAACUGCGGAUCCUACCUGCAGAAAUACACGAAAUCAGCAAUACUGCAGAAAAAACUGCCUGAAUCCCAGGUAGACCGAGCUCUCCAUAAUCUCUUUGCUAUUAGAAUGAGGUUAGGACUUUUCAAUGGCAAUCCGCUGCACAAUCCUUUCGGCAACAUCAGGGCCGAUCAAAUUUGCUCCCCCGAGCACCAGAUUCUAGCACUCGAAGCCGCUCGUAACGGCAUUGUCCUUUUGAAGAACCAUGCAAAGCUCCUUCCGCUUCCGAAGUCAGCCAUGUCCCUGGCUGUAAUUGGCCCUAAUGCAAAAUCCCCGCAGACACUUGUAGGAAACUAUGCAGGUCCUCCAUGCGAGUCUACUACUCCUUUGCAAGCUCUACAGAGCUACGUUAAGGACACCGUUUACCACCGGGGUUGCGAUACUGUUUCUUGUUCGAGCAUUGCGAUUGAUGAAGCAGUCGAUAUAGCGAAACGAGCACAUUUCGUGGUGUUGAUAAUGGGGUUAGACCAAACUCAAGAAAGAGAGGCCCUUGAUCGUGUCGAUUUAUUGCUUCCUGGGAGGCAACAGGAACUCAUCACCAGUGUCGCAAAAUCCGCAAAGAAACCAGUUGUUUUGGUGCUUCUCUCUGGUGGUCCAAUUGAUGUAUCUUUUGCCAAGGACGAUCACAGGAUCGGAGCCAUUUUGUGGGCUGGUUAUCCCGGACAAGGAGGUGGUAUUGCCCUUGCCGAAAUAAUCUUUGGUGAUCAUAAUCCAGGAGGGAGACUGCCGGGAACUUGGUAUCCACAAGAUUAUACCAAAGUACCAAUGACAGACAUGCGAAUGAGACCAGACUCGUUUUCGGAUUAUCCAGGUCGCACUUACAGAUUCUAUGAAGGAGACAAAGUGUUUGAAUUCGGCUAUGGCCUUAGUUACUCAAAAUAUUCAUACAAAUUCACUCAUGUGUCCCGAAAGAAUCUUUACUUGAACCAUUCAUCAAGUUUACAUACAACUAGGAGCUGGGAUUCCGUAGGGUACAAGCUUGUAUCGGAGGUAGGCACGCAAGUGUGUGAUGAAAACAAGUUCAAGGUUGGUGUGGGAGUGAAAAAUGAUGGGGAGAUGAGCGGUAAACAUCCGGUAUUGUUGUUUGCGAGGCAAGGAAAGGUUGGAGAUGGGAGGGUGAAGAAACAAUUGAUUGGGUUCCAAAGUGUGGUUCUAAGUGGAGGGGAAAGGGGUGAGAUUGAGUUUGAGGUAAGUCCCUGUGAGGAUCUAAGUAGGGCUAAUGAGUAUGGGGUGAUGGUAAUGGAUGAAGGAAGGCAUUUCUUGGUUGUAGGAGAUGAUAAAUUGCCGGUUACUAUUAUAAUCUGAUGCAUGUGGGACUUACUCGUAAACCCCCAAAAUGUCGGCCAUAAUAAUUUUAUCAGAAGUCCCUAAGAUCAAAUGUAUAUCCUAAUUUAAGAAACUACUUCGGUUUUCUAUUUUAUCUA